This is a messenger RNA of Lycium ferocissimum, 3969 nucleotides long. RefSeq lists its product as uncharacterized. Gene Ontology annotation, molecular function: protein binding; calcium ion binding. The transcript is spliced from 13 exons. Gene Ontology annotation, cellular component: cytoplasm; plasma membrane; nucleus. The coding region runs from base 1 to 3645 and encodes 1214 amino acids. Gene Ontology annotation, biological process: endocytosis; endosomal transport. The record is from RefSeq and is a predicted model, not a curated record. Lineage: Eukaryota; Viridiplantae; Streptophyta; Magnoliopsida; Solanales; Solanaceae.
AUGGCUGCAACUCCCAAUAUGGAUCAAUUCGAGGCUUAUUUUCGCAGAGCUGAUUUGGAUCAGGAUGGUCGCAUCAGUGGUGCUGAGGCUGUUGCCUUUUUUCAAGCUUCCAAUUUGCCUAAACCAGUCCUUGCUCAGAUAUGGACAUAUGUUGAUCAAAGUCGUACCGGUUUCCUUAGCCGCCAAGAAUUUUUCAACUAUCUUAGGCUUGUUACGGUGGCGCAGAAACGAGAGUUGACCCCAGAAAUAGUGAAAGCUGCACUAUUUACGCCAGCUUCAGCUAAAAUUCCUGCCCCCCAGAUAAACCUUGCAGCCAUACCAGGUCCUCGUCCAGCGAAUAAAGUUGGUUCUGCAGUCCCGCCAGUCAGUGGUGUUGCAGUGCCUCCAGUUAGUGGUGCUGCUCCAACAGCAGCACCAAGUUUUGGCAUUAGGGGUCAACAGGGCUUACCAGUUCAGCAAAGCCAGUACAUGAGGCCCCCUCGACCAUCCGUACCCAGCACCAGUUUCACGUCUCAACCAGGUGUUCCUGGUCAAGGAAUGUCAGGUGCAGGUACCAGGGCAGCUUUUAGUGCUGGCAAUUCCUCUGAUUGGCUUGCUGGUAAUGGUGGUUCCCAAGCAGCUGUUACUUCCCAAGCUCCUAAUAUAGGUAUCAGUUCUAGAAGUCAGGAUGGAUUUGAUCAUGCUUCUCCACAGCAGAACCAACAAAAGACCACUUAUUCGGCACCACCAGGUUCAUCUAAAAUAAAUGAUUCAACUCUGCGCGGUAACCAGCCAGAUGCUAAGGAUCCUAAAGCAGUACCAGUAUCUGGAAAUGGAUUUGCAUCUGACUCGCUUUUUGGAGAUGCAUUUUCGGUUGCAUCAGUUCAACCGAAACAAAACUCCGCACCUAGUUUAUCUUCUGCUAGCAGCUUACCAGUCUCACCAGCCAUGGUCCCUGCAUCUGCAGGGUUCCAACAUCCAGUAAAGGCCAGCUCAGUUGCUUCACAAGUUGCACCUCCCCAGCAACCAGUAAACCAGCAUCAGCAAGCUCAGUUGACCGGGAGACCAAACCAACAGGUCUUAGUGCCAAGUGCUGCUGCAAAUCCUAAUGCAGCUGGAAAUUCUCGCUCUAGUCAGGCUCAGCUUCCUUGGCCAAGAAUGACUCGGUCUGAUUAUCAGAAGUACAGCAAAGUAUUUAUGGCUGUGGACACGGACAGGGAUGGAAAAAUUUCUGGCCAGGAGGCAAGGAACCUGUUUCUAAGUUGGAGGCUGCCUAGAGAGGUGCUGAAACAGGUGUGGGAUUUAUCUGAUCAAGACAAUGACAGCAUGUUGUCUUUAAGGGAAUUCUGCAUUGCUCUCUACCUGAUGGAGCGGCACAGGGAAGGUCGCCCUCUUCCUUCAGUCCUUCCAACCAAUCUUAUUUUUGACGAGUCUUUAUUGCCUGCUUCUGGUCAACCUAUCCCAUCACAUGGUGCUGUUGCUUGGAGACACACACCAGCCUCCCAGCAAACACAGGGGCCAAGGGGUGCAGGACAGAUGGCUUCUGGUGCUCCGGGGAAGCCUCCGCGUCCAGUUCCCAUUCCCCAGCUCAAUGAAGCUGUGCAGCCUGCUCAGCAAAAGCCUAAAGUUCCUGCACUGGAGAAGCAUCUUGUUGACCAACUUAGCCAAGAGGAACAGGACGCAUUGAAUUCAAAGUUCCAGGAAGCAUCUGAAGCAGAAAAGAAGGUCAUGGAAUUGGAGAAGGAAAUUUUGGAAGCAAAAGAAAAAGUUCAGUUCUACCAUGCAAAGAUGCAAGAAAUAAUUUUAUACAAAAGCCGAUGCGACAAUAGACUAAAUGAGAUCACUCAAAGAACUUCUGCUGACAAAAGAGAGGUUGAGUUAUUGGCUAAAAAAUAUGAAGAGAAAUACAAGCAGACAGGAGAUGUUGCUUCUAAAUUGACAAUUGAGGAGGCCACCUUUCGGGAUAUUCAGGAGAAAAAGAUGGAGCUAUACAAGGAAAUUGUUAAAAUGGAUCAAGAUGGCAAGACUGAUGGUAUCCAGGACCGUGCUAGUCACAUUCAGGUGAACCUUGAGGAGCUAGUAAAAGCACUGAAUGAGCGGUGCAAAACUUAUGGGUUACGAGCUAAACCAACUACACUGCUUGAGCUUCCAUUCGGUUGGCAACCAGGCAUCCAAGAGGUUGCAGCAGACUGGGAUGAAGAGUGGGAUAAGUUUGAAGAUGAAGGAUUCACAUUUGUGAAAGAGCUCACGCUUGAUGUGAAAAGCGUUAUUGCCCCUCCUAAACCAAAGUCUUCAUUGGUUCGCGAGAAAGCAUCUUCGUUAGCUGACCAUGAUUCUGGAAAAUCAUCAGCUGAUGCUGACACUGAUGCAAAGAUAGAUAAGCUGCCAAGCCACGUACAAGCUAGAGAAGUUAGUGACAUGGAAUCUGCACAUGGACGUCAUCAAACAGCAAGAAGUCCAACUGAUAGUCCAUCAAGGAGCAAUGCAGUUGAGAGCCCGUCAAAACAAUUCCAAGAGUCUGUCCACAGGAAGGAUGUCAAUUUUGAUGGUUCACCCCAUGCUGCCCAAGGUGAACACUGGGGUACUGAAUCUGUGUUCUCGAGGGACAAAGGUUUUGAUGAAUCUGGCUGGGGUACGUUUGAUACCAACUUUGACACUGAUGCUGCAUGGGACGUUAAUUCUGUUGCAAAGGAUUCAGAUAAUGACAAUCUCAAGGAAUCUUCUCUUUUUGGAGCUGAUGAUUGGGGCUUAGCCCCUAUUAAAACGGGGUCCAAACAGUCUGUUAACACGCUACCGAAGCAAAGCCCAUUCUUUGAUUCUGUUCCUAGCACCCCAAGUUACAAUGCUGGGUUAGACAACACAUUCCCGAAGCAAAGUCCUUUCUUUGAUUCUGUUCCUAGCACCCCAAGUUACAAUGCUGGGUUAGACAACACGUUCCCGAAGCAAAGUCCUUUCUUUGAUUCUGUUCCUAGCACCCCAAGUUACAAUGCUGGAUUCAGUUAUUCAGACAACACGUUCCCAAAGCAAAGCCCUUUCUUUGAUUCUGUUCCAAGCACACCAAGUCAAAAUGCUGGAUUCACUCAGACUGAUACCUUGUUCUCGAGGCAAAGUCCCUUCUUUGAUUCUGUUCCUAGCACACCAGCUUAUAAUUCAGGAGGCUCACCAAAUGCAGAUAAUAUGUUCCAGAAUAAGAGUCCAUUUGCCUUCGGUGACUCAGUUCCAAGCACACCAAUGUACAGUUCUACAAACUCACCUCGAAGACUUAGUGAAGGGUUUGAAGAAAACUCAAACAGCUUCUCCAGAUUCGAUUCCUUUAACAUGCAGGAUAGUGGUCCCUUUGGCACUCGUGACUCUCUUUCAAGAUUUGAUUCAAUGCGCAGCACCAGAGACUCUGACUACGAUCAUGGUUCAUUCCAGCAGCGGGACUCGUUUGCUAGAUUCGAUUCAUUUCGCAGCACCGCAGACUCUGACUAUAAUUUUGGGCUCUUUCCUCCUCGCGAGUCACUUAGUAGGUUUGAUUCCAUGAGUAGCACCAGGGACACGGAUCACGGUCAUGGUUUCACAUCUUUUGAUGAGGCAGAUCCAUUUGGGUCAAAUGAUCCAUUUAAGACAUCAGCGGAGAGUCAGACACCAAGAAGAGAUUCUGAUAGUUGGAAAGCGUUUUGAUGGGAUCAUGGAGUCCUAGUACGAACUCCUCUUUUAUUCUAUUUCUUUUUAUCUUUUGGCCAGUUUGUUGUUUGUAGGUAUGUAAUGUUGUGACUAGAUAAAGAUGUGUGCGGCAUGCGUUAGCAUCGCGAUAAGCUGUGUUGUAUUAUUUUAUUAGCUUGAUUUUUUAUUUUUAUUUUUUCUUGUGAAUUUUGACCUCGUCUACCACAUAAUUUUUUCGGACUUCAAGGUGGACAGAACUUUUGCUGGUUCACCCAUAUUGAAUGUAUAAAGUGUAUAAUGAACAUUUUUAAUCAGUUGAUAUUGGAGAGGUAUUUUGGUCUA